Messenger RNA from Laetiporus sulphureus 93-53, 740 nucleotides. Its product is annotated as G10 protein. The transcript is spliced from 5 exons. Gene Ontology annotation, cellular component: spliceosomal complex; nucleus. Gene Ontology annotation, biological process: mRNA splicing, via spliceosome. Lineage: Eukaryota; Fungi; Basidiomycota; Agaricomycetes; Polyporales; Laetiporaceae. The coding region runs from base 38 to 484 and encodes 148 amino acids. The record is from RefSeq and is a predicted model, not a curated record.
CCUCCUUCCACGUUCACACACACCUCGCCCCGCCGCCAUGCCCAAGAUUCGGACAACGCGCACUAAGAAGCCCCCAGAAGGGUUCGAGGACAUCGAAGGUAUCCUCGAUGAGUACGCGAAGAAGAUGCGUGACGCCGAGAACGAGACCCACGAGGGAAAGCGCAAGACCGAGUCGCUCUGGCCAAUCAUGCGUAUUUCGCACACCCGCUCGCGGUACAUAUACGAGCUGUACUACAAGCGCGAGGCGAUCAGCAAAGAGUUGUACGACUGGCUCCUGAAGGAGGGCUAUGCAGAUGCAAACCUGAUCGCGAAGUGGAAGAAGCCUGGAUAUGAGAAGCUCUGCUGCGUGCGGUGCAUCCAGACGAGGGACAUGAAUUAUCAAGGCUCGACGUGCCUUUGCCGUGUGCCCAAGGCCCAGCUUCGUGCAGGCACUGUGGUGGAGUGCGUACAUUGCGGGUGCCGGGGUUGCAGCUCGGAUACCUGAUGCGCUACGCGCUCCAGUACUCUCAUGCUAGUGGUGAGGAAGACCUGUAUGAAAACUAGCCUAUUGACCUGUUUUCUUGUCUGGCCGUGUCGUGUAAUAUAUCGCUAAUCUAGUGUGAUCGCAUUCCUCUGGCCUUUUGGCUCUGGAGUCGACUGCGCACGUCGGCGAACAAGAACUUCGCGUCUUUCACCAGGCAGAGCAUCUGUGAAACUCUGAUUCACGUGUCUUGCUGCUUCCGCCCCUUCACAAGCCCCCC